Molecule: messenger RNA, 3531 nt
Organism: Verticillium alfalfae VaMs.102
Lineage: Eukaryota; Fungi; Ascomycota; Sordariomycetes; Glomerellales; Plectosphaerellaceae
Product: RNA polymerase I activation mediator protein
Exons: 2
Coding region: 1-3531 (1176 amino acids)
Biological process (GO): regulation of transcription by RNA polymerase II
Cellular component (GO): mediator complex
Molecular function (GO): transcription coregulator activity
Source: RefSeq, a predicted model, not a curated record
AUGGGCAAUGCGGACUUCUUCUCGUGGACCGGCAAUCACCCAGAGGACCGCCUGUCUGAUGCUGUUAUCAAGAAUGGCUACUUCGACAAGGCACCCGUCACCCAGGCCGAGACGACCUCAGCGAAGCCUGCCAUCUUUCCAGCUCUGAAGCACAAGAACGGUCUUAACCUCCUGUCGAGUAUUUUUGUCGGUGUUCUCAACCAGAGGAAACACAACGGACAGGUCGUCGCGCCCUCGGCGUUUAAGCCUCCACCUCGCGUCACCCUUACCGAUACCAAGCGGGAGGUCUGGAUGCGCGAUCUGGCGAACCCGGCCAUCUCGCUUCGUCGACUGAGUCGAACCAUUCCUCACGGAAUCCGCGGUAAAGGUCUUCUCGAUCACUGUCUCAGCAAGAACGUACCUACAGAGCGUGCAGUGUGGCUGGUCCGUUGUGUUGGCGCCAAUGAUUUGAGGACCGUCAAGAGAAAGGGCGUAAACGAUCCAGAACGACCCCGAUCGCGACAUUCUAGCGCAGCUCUCCACCAAGCUCACCUCACUCCUACUGCCCUUGCUCUCUUCUUACCCAGACAACUUCUUAUCACCCACGACGUGCUUCGUUGUCGAGAAACCCUCCUUGCUUCUAUUCCCAUAGACAACGAUGCCGUUCUGAGCGCCUACAAAGCCCUCAACUCACGAAACGAAAUACUCAUUGCUUCAAAUGGCAAGUCUCAACUGGCGAACCGCCAGAUCCUUAUUAAACAGCUCGACACGACAUUCCAGACAUUAUAUACGAACGAAUUGGCAUCGAGUUGCUGGAAUGUCAGCGAGGACAAGCGAAUGAUUGUGAGAACCGUCCUUGAAUGGUCGACUUCCUUUUACCGUCCUGGACAAGCCAGGAUAUAUGUUGCUGCAAGCUUGCUCCGCGCCUGGGCUUCUACCGGUGUCGAUAUCACCACGGCGAUCCUUGAGUCCAUCGGCGCUGCACCUCCUCAGGGGGCGAUCCCAAAGCGGUUAUUUUACCAGCUGAUUUCCGAACUUGUCAGAACUGGCCAGUUCAACGUUCGAGAGUACAUCAUCUGGCUCAUGGGUCGCGGGGGAAUGACGUCUUCGCUAGAUACCGAACCCGAUGCUCCCUGCUCUACGAGACUGCUCAUCGACUUGCCGCUGAGCGCGCUUAGCUCAUCAUUGAUCGCGACCCGCGCAAACUUGCUGCGACGCGCGGCAUUCGAUGUUGCAGAGGAAGCCAGAGAUAUCGAUGCCGCGUGGAAUUUUAUCCGUCACGCUCUCGGCCUUUCGUCCAACGCAGAGGUAUCACCAGUACAAAGGAGACCGAUGCCACUGGCCAAGAUAUGCCGUGCCGUCAGCAACAGUAGCCGGGCGUUGCAGACUGAGGUCGGCGCACGACUGUUACGGACCUUUCAGACGGACGAGUACGAAUCCAGCUCUGACAUUCAUCUUUCUCCGACGGCAUUCAACCACGCUCGGUCCAUACUGGAGGCAGCAAAGGAUUUCACGACCAUGGCCGAGAUGAUCAAGUUGACCAGCAGGUUCCCUGAUGCGGACAUACUGGCUUCGUGCGCCGACACAGUCAAUGUCCAUCUGGCUACCUUCGCAGCAAUGAACGUGGCACGGAAUCUCUGCGAUCUGCUACUCGAGAGAAUGAAGAUUGUCAACGACGAGCAAGGAGUUCGAGUCAGACCGCUGCUAGUGGCACUGGGAGCCCUGACCUCCAGGCUCCCCGGCCUGGCCAACACGUCAGCACACCUUCGAAAGGAGCUCCAACAGAUCGAUCAAAGCACAGCGAUCGACGCUUGCUCGCCAGUCUCGGACAACAUGGCUGCGCGCCUCCAGGAUGCGGAGGGCGAGCUGAACGACGAGAUUGAAAGGCUACUCACUGGCGGCACGAGCCUCGACCGUCCUACCAUGGACCGACUUUUCCACACCGUCGUCACGCGUCUCGAGGGUAGUUGGGCGAAGGACUCGGAGAAGCAGCAUGCCUACAGUGCCCUUCUGGCCAGGCUUCGCAUCUUUGAUACUCAGCACUUUGACGUCCGCAUGACAGACUGGGUCCACCAUGUCAGCAUUAUGAAGACACGACCAACUCUUUUCGACAUUUAUCCCUUCCUCAUCAGCCUUGGCUGCCUGGGGCUGUCUACCAUCAUGACAACAACCACAGUCGAUCCCAGCAAAGUAGUCGGAGGUCAAAUUGGUUGCACGUCAACAUACAUGCAAGAGGUCCUCCAGCUCGUCGUCAGUCCCUUACCGCCCAAGAACGCCCUUUCACAGGAAGAAGCAUAUCGCUUCUAUGUACAGCAGCGGGUGGCACCACAGCAACACCACAGGGAGCUGGCUGUACUUGUCAGGAAUUCGCUCAUCGAGUAUUCCAAGCUGCAAAAUUCCGAAAUGUCAACAAAUGCCCCUUUGGCCCAGCAAGAUCUUCAAGACGAUGUUUUGGAUCUACUACGACUUCUUGUGCUGAACGAUUCUCCAACCACCGUGCAAAUUCUUGGCACCAAGCUUGCAGACUCGCCGCUGAGCGAGGUGCUUGCUAGUAUCACCACAAGGCUGCUGGCGCCGACUCGGGAUCCGAGUGAUCCUAUGACGUUCGAAACGGUGCUGGAGCUCGCAAACGACUUUACGCUCCCAUUCUGCCAGUUGAAAUUGUCGAUAGGCCUGGCAGCGAGCAAAGCGGGUGGCAGCAGUGGAGAUGAACAGCCUCCGUCUCACGUUGACAUGUUGUCCAAAGCCCUGGACCAGGCCGUGGAGACGAAAAAUAUGAUGUGGACAAGUGUGCUGCCUUAUCUGAGCGAGGAAAUCACAGAUCAUCUCAAGCGGCAGGCUCAGACGAGGCUCUUCAGCCUAGUACCAUCGCUCAAGACUAUGUCGACUGCCAGGGACUCAUCUGAGGACACGAUCCGACUGUCAGAAAGUCUGCUAUCGGUCGUCGAGGCUAUCAUUCGUGGGCGGCCAGCACUGAAGGCUACUCAACUCAACAUGUCCAUGGUAGAAAAGUUGACGGAGCUUUGGGAGUUGCUGGCGGCCACGGAAAUAGUUGGGAAGGACUUGAGGAUGGCGAUUAUCGAGCAUUGGCUGCCCAUCUUGUUAAAGUUCAUCACACUUCACACGACGGCAAACGAGCCGGUGUUGUCGCCCACGCAGCCAGCCAGCAUGAAACCACCCACGACGGCGGCGGCCAAUGACGUUCGCGCACGCAUGCUUGUCGUGCUGUCCGGCAUCAUGCUUGAGCUUGAUACAUCAGCUGUGAGGAAGCAAGCUCUGGUCGGCAACUACGACAGGCGACUUUCGACCUCGCCCUAUUCCUCGUUGAUCAUUUACCCGAAGAGUCACGCCUGCAGUGCGUGCGCGCCAUCCUCAUCGGAGGGUCACUUCAAACGCCCGUUACGUCUGACGCUAGGAUACGAUAUCUUUUCAGCUACGCCGCGCCUUGGAUGGAGCAAUUCAUGCUCGCGCAUCGACAGACGCCAACGCCACCGUCAAAUGGACCGCCCAGACCGAAGAUCCCCAUUAGCGUGCAGGGUUCUGCGAGAUUGA